Molecule: messenger RNA, 1419 nt
Organism: Gordionus sp. m RMFG-2023
Lineage: Eukaryota; Metazoa; Nematomorpha; Gordioida; Chordodea; Parachordodidae
Exons: 5
Coding region: 1-1419 (472 amino acids)
Molecular function (GO): nucleic acid binding; zinc ion binding
Source: RefSeq, a predicted model, not a curated record
AUGGAAGUAGUCCCUAUUAAAGUUAAAGACUCAAUGGAAGUAGUUCCUAUUAAAUUCCAUAUUCCAGAAUUCGUCAAAGAAAAAGAUAGUUCGAGCAUUUUCGUAAAUAGGAAAAAAAAAUUUACGCUAAAAAGAUGUAAUGAGACGAUUAUUGACUUUUCAAUUAGGGUUAAAACUGUCUGUUCUCUUUGUAAUUUUAAACCGCCUUUUGAUGAACCUUUAAGAGAUAUAUUUAUCCUAGAAGUAGGCUUACCUGAGUUGGACAAAGAACUUCGGUCAAAGUAUAUCGAAGGCAAUAUUACUUUUGAAGAGACCGUGCGUUUAGCGAUCGCGCUGUCUUCGUUGGAAAAUGAAACCCAGACUGAAGUUAAUAAAAUAAUUAAAAAUAAGCCAACACAGGUUUCGAAAAAUAAUUAUUUUAGAAAUAAUAAUUAUACAAACGUCAAUAGAUUCAGUAAUAAUAAACACUUUAGUAACAAUUAUAUUCCUAAUAAUAAUUAUAGACCUAGUAUCAAACCUAACUCUAUUCAAAAGAAAGUGAUAUGCUUUCGUUGCGGUAAGGCAAACCACAUAGCGAAAGAUUGUAGAACCCACGCCAUACAAAUGAUUCUGCCACGGACACCUCGCCUGUCAUUUUCAAAUAAAGAAACCAUCGAUGCGAAGAUAAAUGGGUUGCAGCUAGCAAUGGAGUUUGAUACCGGCGCCGCGUGUAGUGUGAUUGAUGAGGUCACCUGGAAUCGUAUUGGCAGACCACAACUAUCACCGGCUUAUAAAUUAGUGGGAUAUAAUCAUAUCCAAAUCGAAGUACUAGGUGAAAUCAAACUGCAAAAGGCAGUCAUCAGAAUAGAACCGAACACGUUACCGAUUGCAUUACCAGCAAGAAGAGUUCCUUUCUCGUUGCGUCGAACCAUUGAAGCUGAGUUGGACAGACUUUUAGACGAAGGCGUUAUCGAGAAGGUGGAUCCAACAAUAACUCCAAUCACUUGGGCUACGCCAACGGUUAAUAUCUUAAAGAAAUCCGGUUCCGUACGGAUAUGCGAAGAUUUUCGUUUAACAAUCAACAAAUAUCUAGCGAUCGAUAACGAUUUACUACCAACUUUCGUCGACCUAACAAAUAAAAUCGCGGGUGGUAAAAUAUUUUCAACAAUAGAUUUAAGAGAUGCAUUUUUACAAUUCGGAGGAAUUCCUAUGGUUAGUGUAUUUUUAGACGACAUAAAUAUUGCAGGUGAGAAUAAUUCCGAUCAUAUAGUUAAUUUGGAAGAAGUAUUAAGAAAAGAUACAAUAAUUCCUUAUUCAGCCGAUAUCCCUGUCGUGAUUUCUUGUGACGCUUCCGAAGAUGGUCUAGGAGCUUGCACACCGAUUUCUUACUGGCCAGGAGAAACCGAUUGCUUACGCAUCGAGGACACUUUCGGCGGCUGA